UAUCUUAAUAAUGAUUACAAUAAACAAAAAGCAUUAAAUCAAAAUCAAUGUCCACGUUCUAACAACCUUCUUUAAAUCAUCAAUUAAUAAUAAAAAAGGAUCUUUAGUUUAGAAACAAAAUAAAAACAGAUUUAGAAAAAGACCCUCAAAACCCGGAAAAAUACAAACAAAAACCAGCUCUCUUCCAAAGAUCAUAAAAAUCCAUGGCAGGAAAAUGUAAAGAGCAUCAGCAACAGUAGGCAUAAUAAAAGCUGAAAAGAAGAAAACAAGAUCCACCUCGAACGCCCCUCCCACCCCCCCUCCCUUAACCUUCCUUCAAACUCUUAAAAACAAAAUCUUCACUUCAUUUUUUCCUCCUUCCUUUCAUUUCAUAUACCUCUCUCCCCAAGACUCAAUAUUUUUUCACUUUGAGAGAGAGGUACAAGGAAAAAAAAAAAAAAAAAAGAAGAAAAGAUUACAACUUUAUUGAAGAACAAAGAUUACUCCAUUUUUUUGCACACUCUUUUUGUUUGUUUUUUAUGGGCUUUUGUUUUUUUCUCUAGCUCAUCUUUGUUGAUUGAUACUACUUGUUGCUAUAAUCAAUUUUCACUGAUUGGUGUAUUCUUCUUCUUCCACAAUUUUGAUUUUUUUUAGUGUUCCAAAACCAUCAAUAAUUCUCCCAACCCAGAUUUUCUUUUUCACUGAUUCUGGUUAAUUUGAAGUCUCCAAAAUCAUUUCUUUGGGGGGGGUAAAAGAAAAAGUAUGAGGGAUGAUGAGAAUUGGUUUGCUAAAUGGGAAGAAGAACUCCCUCCUCCUGAAGACCUUAUACCUUUAUCCCAAACCCUAAUCACACCUGAUCUAGCCAUAGCUUUUGAUAUUCGGAAUCCUAACGGCAGCCCACGUCAGCAUCACCACCAGCAGAGCAAUCAGCCAUCGUUGCCGCCGCCUCCCCCAUCCCAAGCUCAGAAUACUCCCUCUUCCCAGCCCAAUUCGUCGGCUGAGUUUGACUCCUCCGAGCUGGGCGGCACCGGCGGCGGGAGUGGUGGCGCCGGAGCUGGUUCAGGAGGUGAAGAGCCCGCAAGGACUCUGAAGCGGCCCCGGUUGGUGUGGACUCCACAGCUUCACAAAAGAUUCGUGGAUGCUGUGGCCCACUUAGGGAUCAAGAAUGCCGUCCCAAAGACAAUAAUGCAGUUAAUGAGUGUUGAUGGGCUGACCCGGGAGAAUGUUGCCAGCCAUUUGCAAAAAUAUAGGCUUUAUCUGAAAAGAAUGCAGGGGAUUUCCAACGGUGGCGGCGGCGGUGGUGGAAUCAAUGUUAAUGGUUCAAUGGGUGCAGGUGGGGGUGACCCUGAUUUGUUUGCCAGUACCCCUGUUCCUGCUCAUUUUCUUCAUCCGGGUAGGCCGAAUUCGGACCAUUUCUUGCCAUUUGUACCGGUGACUGCAAUGCAGCAUCAUCAUCAGAUGGCUGCUGUGGUGGGGCAGCAUCAUCAUCACCAUCCACAGCUACAGGGCCAGUUUAGACAUUAUGGUACAUCACCCCCCAAUGGCCAAUUUGAGCAUCCACUUUUGUCUAGGCAAUCGCAGCAGCAUGUUCAGAGAAUGGGGACACCUGUUCAUAGCAGUAGUGUGAUGCCAUCUUAUGUGGAGGAUAUUGAAUCAGCUACGCCUACUGCCAACGGGAGGAAAGUUCUUACUCUGUUUCCAACUGGGGAUGAUUGAAUUCGGGGGGGACAUGGUUGUGUUUGGCUUUAGUUGUUGGGGGAUCCGUUCAAAGUGUCAGUCUGGAGUCUUUUAGUUUAAGUUGACAAACCCCCUACAAGUGUAAUUAUAUUGCGGGUUACAAUCCAUCUUCUCCAGUCUGCUUGUGGUGGAAAGUUGACAGAUACAUUGAUCAUGAGUCGAUACUCUCCAUUCUGCUUCUGGUGGCGGAUAAUGUCUAUGAUGUCACUUUGGGCGGCAAUAAUCUUAUACAAGUCAAUAAGAUCAGCUGUCACCGCAGUAUCCAUUCAAUUGGUUCUCCUAGAGUUGCUGAAAUCCCUGGGUAAUAUAUCCGGUUGGUGAUGAAUACCGAUGGACAAAAGUCAAAUCAUAGUUAUGCCUAGAUUCUUAGAUACAGAUAAACACCCAUGGACUAUGAAUGUGCAUUGGAUUUUUGGCCACAUCGAGACUCCCCUGCAUAGGAGCAUAAAUAUUGUCUUUCAGUUUUGUAUCUUGUAGAUGUGAGUCCUGCUUCUUGUAAAUUGUGUGGUUGAUGGCAGACAUUUAAACCCUAUUAGCGGGAAUCUCAAUUAGAGGAGAAUGACUAUUCUGAUUUUAUUAGCGUGUUGUUACCUAAAGAUUGAUUUCUCAUGAGAAGUUGAUAUAUUGCUGCCUUUGCUGAAAUUGCCUGGUUGAACUCCAAGAUAUCUUUUGUACUCUAUGUGGUGUGGCAUUAAUGUAUUAGGUUGUAUAGUGAGCAUGUCAAAAACAAGUAUCUUCUAGUCAAUCUGCUGAAUUUGGAAGUUACGUUUGCUCGUUAUUGAUUAUUUUCACAUCAUCCAGUUGAGCUUAAUUGUUUUCUUCAUGCACCUUCUUUUGUGUUUACUUGUUAAUGAUGGAUUUGACAAUACAGGAGGUUAAUAAUGUCUCCAGUGUUAAUGAGGAACUGAAUUUUGGAAAUUCAUCGCCUUGUUUUCUUGCAUUACACUUUUGGUGAUUCCUCUUGAUGGUCUGCUUGGACAGAACUUAUACUCUAAUUAACUACUCUUUGCAUCUUUGAAGGUUUUUAAUUUCUUUGAGAUUCAACAAUAGUUCUGAAAUAUCACAUUUGCUGGAUACGUGUGUUCAUUAUUUGGUUCUGAUGGAGCUUGAAACUCUCUUUCCAUUUCUUCAGUCACUGACAAAUUUACAUUAACGUGAAUGAUAUGUUUUGUUGAUCAGCCCUUGUGCUUUUUUCCAACCAUGUAAUUUUUGGAUCAUGAUGAAUAUGCAUGGCAAACUAAUGAUUGAUAUUAAGAUUUCUGUUCCGAUCUUGUUUCUACUUUAUGAAAACCGUAUAAAUGACCACAGAAGAUUAAUUCCAUCUUACUAGAAAAAUUUUACCUUUGCAAACUGGCUUUACUUCUAGGGGCGAAUGCUCGUAAUAAUCAAAAGCAUUAUGAAUCGACAAUCUCUCCUCAGUUCCUGUGGAAGACUCUGAUCGGAAAUGUGGAUGUUUAUGAUCGCAUUUUUUCUAUCCUGCAAUAAGGAUCAUGACAGUUUUUCUGGCAUUCAAAAUUUGGGAAGUUGGGGGAAAUGGAGAAAUGCAUCCUUUAUACUUGAUCACAAAGUAUUGCUGAAAUUAAUUGAAACUUUUAACUGCUAGACAAGGCUUCCAAUGCUUUUUGGAUCAAGUGUUCGGGCAACUAUCCAUGGAAAUUUUUAGAAAGUAAUGACAGUAGAAAAGAGAUAACAUAAGUGUGUUCAUGCAGUUGGCUAGAUAGGAUGAGGUAAUGUAUUCAUUACAAAGAAUAGUGGGGGCACCCAGUAGAUAAGAAUAAAGAUAAAUACAUUUUAAGUUGGGUUAGACAUGUGUGCAUGAUAUCUUUGAUUGGUCCUAUGUACUUUUAGAAAUAGAGAAUUAUUUACUCAAAUUGAGCGCGAAUAGGGAAUACCUGGAACUAAAAGAUCCGAAGAUACAUGAAAUUCCUCCUUAGAAACUGUGUUUCAAAACAGUGUGAUGGGUAGAUAUGGUCCACGUAAUGGUUCUCACUGUAUAUAGCGGUUUUUGCAUUAGAAGACCAGACAUGCUUAUCUGCUCUGCAUUAUGGUUGUGGUCUCUGAUUCUCAACUAAAGUUUCCAGAUAUCGUCUUGUUUGAAUUUUCGUAAUUUCUAGGCUUUGCAUGAAUAUUUAAGGUCAAAGAUCGAACAAGAGGUCUUUUUCCUAUCUUUCUGACUAUGCUGUAAACAUCCUGACUAAUUCUGGUUGCAGCAGUGACUAGGACUUGUGCUACACGCGUACAUUUAUCCAUCUACAUAAGUUUUCUUUGUAGUUUGUAGCAUAACAUAAAUUCUGCAGCUUUCUCUUUAGUUUGGAAUCAUAGUGCAUAUCUUAGUUAAUUGUUCAAUCAUGGCGCGGUUGUCAAAAUUAGAUGCUAAUUAACCAUUACAAAGUUGAUUCAGGAUUAAUAGUUCUGCAGUUUGUUGUAGUGCUUGCUAUAGAUAGGAGACGGAGUAACAGCUGCUGCUUGUCUAUUGUUAGUUACAACAGUUUGCUGAAAAUAGUGGAACCAUGAUAAGAGGCUUCUUUCGCUGGUUAAAGGACAGAAUUUGCUUCUAGAGUAUAUAUUGUCACCUUGUGCCGAAUGAAAUGAGAACUCAAAUAUCUGACUUCUUUUAGUAGAAUGUAGCAAGUUUGUUGUUUUGAGCAUGAUUGUAAAUGUCUCUUGAAGAGUUUAGUUGAUCAUGAAGAUACAUGUCUCUUAAAGAGUUGAUCAUGCAGCAACAGAUCUAAGAUUUCCUAUCUUGCAAAUAGGCUUAUCUUGAAUUCUGAAAGCUAAAUGCAUGACCUUGGGGAGAAAGAAUCUGGCAAAUAACAAACCAAACGAUUCUGAGCUAUUUGGAUCUCCAGAUUCCUUUUGUUAUCCGGGAACGGGAUCACUUUUUCAUCACUGUUCAAUUAUUUGAUCAUUCUUUCUUCCUGCAACAGUCGUAGAAUUGAAUCAUUGAUGUCUGAUCCAUGUGGACAAUAAACUUCACUGAAUCCAAGUGAUGCAAUCAGAUGAUUCAAUUCUACAAAUGGAUUCACACUCUGUUAUGUUCAAUUCUACAAUCAGAUGGUGAUAUAAACCUGACUCGUUUGUUUCGCGAGUAACAGAGACACGAUUAAAACAAAAGCCCUUAACAACAAAAGUAGAUUUGGCAUAGUACUAAAGGUGCUUAGUAAAUCUGUUAGAGAUUUAAGAAUUAAAUCGAAUUGCAUUAGAGUUAUGUGAAGCGAGAAUUUUUUCUACAUUUAUGUGAGGCUUACCGGAAAAUUUCGGUCUUAGCUACCAUUGCCUACUAUGAUAUCUGAAAACAUUACUGAAAUGGCUAUAUUGUUUGGUGAAAUGACGUUAUUAAAGUUAAAUAGACAAGAUAGAUUCAACAACGGAGGAGAAGUCAAGG
Oldenlandia corymbosa var. corymbosa is the source of this 5101-nucleotide messenger RNA. NCBI's taxonomy places the organism in Eukaryota, Viridiplantae, Streptophyta, Magnoliopsida, Gentianales, Rubiaceae. The record is from the annotation of a GenBank genome assembly.